GUUCUCGGUCCUCGAUUCGUUUCUUUUCAAUUCUCUUAUCGAAAAACCACCAAAACCUUGCUUUUUACAACUUCAGCUGGGGAGAUUAUCACGAAUACCUAGCUGCUACCCUAUUUAAGGCAUCUCCUGAAAGAUCACCGCCCCUUUAUUUGGGAUCUGCUUCGACUCGACCCGACGUCACUUUUCCUAUAUCCAGCGCAUGGGAUUUCGCUGCGGUUUCGUUUAAUUCUCGAUUUCGAAUUAUCAUUCUAUAGCCAUCACCCAUAAUGGCAGGCCUUUUUUCUCGCCUCAAGGGCAAGGAUGGCAAGUCCAAAAAGAAAGGCGCAAACGAUUCUGCACAACAGCUACCACAAAAACCACAAUGGACAGACGCCUGGGCACGCACAUAUGUUGAGCCUGAAGAAGUUCACGAGCUGAUCCGAUGUUGCACAGAAGAGCUCAAAGCUCGAGGUCUCGAUCACCCUUUCCUCUUAUUGCCAUACCGUCCCACCUCCGAUCCCAGCGCUGUUCGUUCCUUUAUUCGCCAUUUCUUCGAAUCCCAUGCCAAUUUACGGGGCGAACAAUUGACACAAGAACUCCGCAUGACAGAACCUAUGGUGGUUUCUGGAGUUGCCAAGUGGUGCUGGAGUCGCAUCCAGGGGGGUAUCGUUGGUUGGGAUGCGUAUGAACUGUUCAAAGUGGGAGAAAUUGACUCGAACAUGGCCCGAGACUCUUUCAAGACGUUCAUUCCUAUCAGUGUUGAGAAUGGUGCCCGUCAGCGCAUUAUCUUUGACUUCUUCGACCUACUGGCCGCUGUUGCAGCGCACGGAAAGUCCAAUGGCCUGGGUGGACGAAAGCUUUCACGAAUGGCAGCAUGGUGGGCAUUCGAACAUAAAGAUACUAACAAGGGUUUUGAAGGAGGUUAUGAUGCUUGGCUUCGUGCCGCCGAUGCCACAAGCCAUAUGUUCUUCGCUUUCCUCAGAUCCCUCUCACCCGAGCAAAACGUCACUGGCAUUACGAUGCUUCCCAGAUCCCUCCAGAAACUACUUCAGGAAACCGAGUAUCCUCCUCAACGACCUUCUCUUAUGAUGUCAACCACAAACAAAGUUGUCAUGAUUGUGGAUACUGUAUCGCCAACUCCUUUUGCGCUCCUUCGGAGAGCGAACCACUUCCAAUAUCGUGAUUCGGACCACGCAUUACAAGAGUUUUCCGAGUACGACGACCCUGUGCAGGCUUUGACGGACGAAUGCCGCCGAGUUCUCAAGGCUAUUUCUGGUGCCAAUCAGUCACAAGCUUCAAGCUCAAAGCACUCUACAAGCUUGCGCGACGCCUCCUGGUCACGAUUCGAGGAUAUUGGCUUCUCUUCUACACUGGAUGAGGAUGACGACGACGACGAUAGUGCUUUGACCUACAAACGCCAGCCACCCGCUCUGCGAAGAACCCCUGCGUCUGGUAACGGACUUGGUAGACCGACAACCCCGUCUUGGGCCGACUUUCUUUCUUCGGGAUUCGUGGAUGAAAACCAGCCUGCUCGGUCAAACUUGCUUCUACCCCCUGACAAGGUUCUGCCUCCCCUCGAAACCCAGAGACAACAAAGUUCUCAAUCGCAUCGACCAAGGCUUGAACAUGAUCACUCGCUUGAGCCUGGGGAGCUCGCAAGUAUUGCAACAUUUUUGCUGGACGAUUCGUUCUGGUGGGUUUGGAUGUCCAGUCUUGCCCCUGAGGAGACUGCAGAGCGCAAGUCGGCCUUCGGACGAUGCGCCGUCAUCGAAACCAAGAUUACUAGUGGCCGUUGGCUCGUGAUGGAAGAAAUGGUUGCCGGCGCAGCUCCUGAACCUCAGGAGGGUGCGUAUAUUGCAGAGAAGAAGGGUCUCUUCAGCUGGACAAAACGUGGGAAGGGCCUCGGCCGACGGAAGUCGACAGCCAAUAAGUCAGUCGAGAACAUUGGCCAGGGCACCAGCAAGGCCAGCAUAGGUCCCGAUACUCACGCCAGAAUCCAAGCCAAGGCCGCGCAGCUUCGUGCGCAGGAACAGCAAGGAAAGAAGCUAGCUCAACAGCCCCUGUACCAGCGACGUGGUCGAACUGAUGCCGAGCUCAUGGCAGAGAAGACUAAUAGUGUUCUCACCCUUCAGCCUACAAUCAUUGGCGAGGCUUCAUCAGCAUUGAAGUGGGUUUCCAAGUAUGAUAAGGGAACGAUUAAGGAUCUGUACAUGGCCAACAACAAUGCGGGUCGUGGAACUAUGGUAUCACCAAUUCCAUCUGAGAGCAUGAACGGUGACGCUGCUUCCAACAGUGGCACACAAGCCCCGGAUCAGCCUCCACAGGUGCCCGUUAAGGACGUGGUAUCCCCGAUCACUUCGCCUACUUUCUCGCCCACUUCGAACGAGACAACGAGGAAACCCCUCCCACAGCCAGAACAUCCCGUCGAGGUCCAGCCACAACCUGAGCCUGUUCAGGCACCAACCCCCGAGCCGGUUUCAGAGCCCGUUCAAGAGCCCACGCCUCGACCAGUGCUUCCCGUCAGCCCUCUUAGCCCUGUGCCGCCUCCUAAGGACGAGGCGCCCCAGGACUUGGCUCGUGAGAAUAUGGUUUCUCCUACUCCAUCAAGCCCUGAGAACAAGAAGAAGAAACUUCAGAAGGCAGAAAAGGAGAACCGCGGUUUCCGGAAGUUGUUCCGCAAGAACAGAAGCUCCAAACUGCCUGAUGACGCUGCCGCCAAUGUUCAUGAGUUCCUCCGCCAGACCCAAGCAACGCCAGAACCCCAGGCGCAGAAGCCCCUUACUCCAGCUGACACACCUGAGCCUGCAGCCACUAUCCAGCGUGUCCCAGUGCCUCAGCCCGCACAAACAGAUGAGGCUGACAUGCCUACCCCCACACCUGCUGCUGAGUUUGUGACACCAAUGGAGGAACCUGUGCAGCGAGUCGAUACACCUCAGAAGAACCAGGAUAUCGCGGAGCCCACUAUCGACCAGUCACAGAUAGCCCUCAAUGCUAAGGACUCGGCUCCUGCCCAGAAGGCUAUCCCUCAGUUCAACCAAGGCCCUCUUCAAGACCAGCCAGCCUUUGCUCCUGAUUCGGAUGAUGAAGACGACGCAACGCCUCCUCCUAUUCCUCGAUCGCCCCGCCAUUCCCCCCAGAUUGGAGGCCCAGCGCAGCCUGAGGAGAAGCUGAGUCACAGUGCCGGUCCAGGAGUUCAAGACCGGUGGGCACAAAUUCGAAAGAACGCUGCUGAGAGGGCCGCUACUCGCCCUGAUGAUCAGCUUCGGCCAUCGUACAGUAACAGCAACAGAACUGGAGAUGGCGACGACGAUACAAGUGGAGAAGAGACUAUUGAAUCUCGUGUUGCCCGCAUCAAGGCUCGUGUAGCCGAGUUGACGAACAACAUGGAGGGUACAAAUGGUCCUCAGGCUAAUGCCACCCGCCAUUAGGCCGCUUCCAGCGAGGCGGGCGAUCUCAGCCCAAGGUGGAAUUGUAAUAUGCCCUUCCUUGAUUGCCAGCAUGGACGAAGACUGUCCUUUAUACGAACAAUCGCGACGACGUGACACAUCUACGAGACACAUUUCGCAAUCCUUGCACACGUUUAAUACC
Molecule: messenger RNA, 3567 nt
Organism: Fusarium oxysporum Fo47
Lineage: Eukaryota; Fungi; Ascomycota; Sordariomycetes; Hypocreales; Nectriaceae
Product: DUF1708 domain-containing protein
Exons: 6
Coding region: 267-3407 (1046 amino acids)
Source: RefSeq, a predicted model, not a curated record